AUUAAAAAGGAAAAGGGGCACGUAUCAUUGUUAAAAGGGAAAUUAUCAGAGGUGGGAGUCGGUGGGAGGGGUGUGAGGCAGACAAACGGAAUGAAAGGACGCACCAACAACAAGGGGAAAAGCGGAGAUUCCUUAACAAAUGGGAAGCUGUCGAAUGAUGGAGAUCCUUUCAAGGGACCCUCUGAUGGUGAAAUGGACUACCAUUCCCAGCUCGACCGGGCUGUCGAGGUGAUCGGUGAGGCGAACUCGAAGAUCAGGAGGACCGAAGAUCGCACCAAGGCCUUAGAAAAUGAAAAGACGGACUUGGAAAAUAAACUGCGAAUCGCUCUCCGAGAAUCUUACAGUCUGCGAUCAGAGCUGGAAACUCUCAAACAAGAAAAAGAAGGGAAGAACUUGAAGGAGGCCGAGCAGAGAAGGUCACGGGAGCGUAAGCUUAAGGGCCUCCAUGAGGAGCUGGAGACUAAGGAGUCCAUGAUGGCGGACAGGGAGAUCGAGUUGAGGAGGAGAGAGCUGGAGCUUGAUCAGAGGGUGGCCAAGGUCAGGAGGCAACAGGCUGACGUGGAGAGACAACUACUAGAAGUCCUGGACAAGGAUAAGUCAUUUGAAGGUAGAGUUCACUCACAGAGCAAAAAGGACGAGGAGUUGAAACGUCGCGACCGAGCGCUGACCGUUCGUGAAUCCAUCAUCGCUGACAAAGAAGAUCUCUUGACCAGAAACCUUGAGGAACUCAAGGAUAAGGAGACCAACCUUGUGAAGGCGAUGAAUGAUUUGGAAAAGAAGCGAGAAACCCUGAAUAAUCUUAAGAGAAAGAAUGAUGAAGUAGCAUUGAAGCUCUCGGAGAAGAAGAUGGACAUUGAUGUCAAAGAAAGAGAAGUGGGCAUAACCCUGGUGGCCUUACGGAAGGAUGAGGCAGAGCUGCUGAGGAAAGAGGAGCAGUUGGAGGAGAUGGAGGAAGAUAAUGAACAAAGACAGGCAGAACUUGAAGAGAAGGAACGAGGACUGAGUCAAAAAAGUCGUGAGACGGGCGAGUUUGAGAAAGAAAAGAAACAGUUCUCUUCUGAAAAGAAAAAAUGGCAUGGCGAGGCUGCAAAGAUUAGGAAUGAACUUGAAAGGGAACGGAAAAGUUUGAGGGAACGUGACAUGGAGCUCAAAACAAAAGAGCGCGAAUUGCAAAUCAAAGAGAAGGAAUGGCGUACAGUGAAGGGUGCAUUGGACAAACACUUGCAAGAUCAGGACAAGAUCGAGCGCUCUAUCAAGGCCAUCGAGAUGGAGCAACAUCGAAUCGAAUUGGCUCAAAGCGUGCGCGAGGCUGAAAUGGAACAGAAAGACAAAAGAGAGAAAUUGAUUUCGUCGAUGACGAGUAAAGAAGAUGAACUCUUGCUGAAAAUAACCGAUCUUCACAAGAAAGAACAACACAUCAGAGAACGAGAGGAACGCUUGAAGGACGAGGAACAACGGUCAUUUCCUCUCAUAUACCGAAGUGAUAAUCAACUGAGAGAUAGUGGCGAUCACGAGAUGGUUUUAGAAGAUGUCUCGGAGACACAGACUCCGUCUUUAAGACAACAAGGUAAGCACUAUAGUCAAAUACCUUUUGACAACAGCUCGACCCCAGAAAGUGGCUUUUCUGAUGCUCAUCCCGGAGAGUACAAAAUUCUCCAGAGAGGAACCCUAAGCGCCCAUCAUCGCAACCAGGCCUUCACUGUCAGAACGGGUAACGUCAAGAACAUCGGAGAAAUGAAAAACAUCAUCUACAGGAGAGAGGGGAUACCAAUUCCUUGGCAACAAUUUUAUUUCAACAGCAAACUCUUGCCGGACACCUCUUUGCUGCCGCCAACAGAAAGCCUGGCAAGUGGAGUCCUUGAUUUACGAUUGGCUCUUCCAAAAGGCAACCUGACUCUCAUCGUUAGGAUGAACAGCGCUAUCUCAAGGAAGAUUGAGUUUGACGAAGUUGAGACUAUAGCAGCUGCAAAGACGCGCAUUUAUAAGUCAGAAGGCAUUCCUCCACACCAGCAGAAUCUCUUCUACGGCGACAUAGAGUUGCAGAACAAAUAUCACCUCAGUGAUUAUCACAUUCAUCCAGGAACAGAACUCUUCCUGAGAUUACGUUACGAUAUAGUCGUGGUUCUCUUCCACGAUCGUCUCAUUGGCCUUACCGUGGAAGACCUUGAUACAGUUGCUUCUGUUAAGGGUCGUAUCUACGAAGAAACCCGGAUCCACGUUGACUAUCAAGUUCUGACGUACGGAGCAACGACCAUGGCUGAUCAGAGACCACUGGGGCACUACCGAGUCACCGAAGGUUCGCGGAUCUUUGUCUCUUUUGUCUUACCCAUCGUGGUGGAGCCAACCAGAGAGACCUUCACCUUGACCAUAGACCCACAGGCCGAAUGCCACAAGAUCAAAGAACAGAUCUGCAAGUUCCGUGGCAUCCACGUCCCGCUUCAGAAGCUUGUGCAGCAUGGGCGACUCUUAGACGACCAAGUCCCCAUAAUAGAAGAGCUCUCGCAAGGUGGACCAGUCCACCUUCACCAUGGGAACAUCUUGAUCCUGGACGAGAACGGGAAGGUCUUGAUGUAUGACGUCCAGCCUUGGCACUGUGUCGCCAAAGUCAAGGAGAUCAUCUGCAGGAAGAUAGGGGUCCACACAAGACACCAGCACCUCAUGCAUGGAGAUCAGGAACUUAAAACAGUCAACAGAGCGAUCAAGUAUUUCGGGGUAAAGCGAUCUGACUUCCUCGUUUUAAAGACGGAACCGAAAGCUUUUAUUUCUGACAAAGAGGGUUUAGUCCAGAAAUAA
Molecule: messenger RNA, 2793 nt
Organism: Strongylocentrotus purpuratus (purple sea urchin)
Lineage: Eukaryota; Metazoa; Echinodermata; Echinoidea; Camarodonta; Strongylocentrotidae
Exons: 3
Biological process (GO): modification-dependent protein catabolic process; protein ubiquitination
Cellular component (GO): nucleus; cytoplasm
Molecular function (GO): ubiquitin protein ligase binding; protein tag activity
Source: RefSeq, a predicted model, not a curated record